GACCGCGAUGUGUUGAAGCAAAGCCUGCAAGGAGCACUUCUCCACAUUGACGGGUCCCAGUCUUGUCGUGUUAGUGGCAGCCUCCCUCCCCGCCCUCGUCGCCUCUAUCGGACUGUCCGGUCCAAAAUGACUCGGUCGAGAGGAGGAAUGCACCACCGGUUUACAUGAGCAUCUGGACUCUAUUUUGCCAAACAGAAACUUAACUUUUGCAUGUUCUUUCACUGGAUGUUGGACUCUCAAGGAUCUUGAAUCGUUUCGGAUAUUAUCUUGGGAGAUAAAAGGUUAUGCAGCAGCCCCUAUAGCAAGCCCACGGCAAGGGAUCACUCCUCCUUGUUCCUCCCGGUCCCCAUCGCUCUGAGCUUUUCUAGCCGGCCUCACCAAGCAAAUGAAGAUGGGACUGCCCGCCCUGGAGUUCAGCGACUGCUACCUGGAUAGUCCACAGUUCAGGGAGAGACUCAAAUCCCACGAACUGGAGCUGGACAAGACCAACAAGUUCAUAAAGGAGCUCAUCAAGGACGGCAAAGCGCUCAUCCAGGCCCUGAAAAGUCUGUCCACGGCCAAGAGGAAGUUUGCCGACUCUCUGAAUGAUUUUAAAUUCCAGUGCAUCGGGGAUGCCGAGACGGAUGAUGAGAUAUGCAUAGCUAAAUCUCUCCAGGAGUUUGCAGCAGUUCUACAAAACCUGGAAGACGAGAGGACACGGAUGAUUGAGAACGCCAACGAUGUGCUCAUUAUGCCUCUGGAGAGGUUCAGGAAAGAGCAGAUCAGUGCCGCUAAGGAAGCCAAGAAAAAAUACGACAAAGAGACGGAGAAGUACUGUGCAGUACUCGAGAAGCACCUGAGUCUUUCAGCAAGAAAGAAAGAGUCCCAUCUGCAUGAGGCGGACAACCAGGUCGAUCAUGUCCGGCAGCAUUUCUAUGAGGUCUCUUUGGAGUAUGUCUUCAAAGUGCAGGAGGUCCAAGAGAGGAAGAUGUUUGACUUUGUGGAGCCGCUGCUGGCCUUCCUUCAAGGCCUCUUCACCUACUAUCACCACGGCUACGAGCUAGCAAAGGACUUCAACCACUUCAAGACGGACCUCACGAUCAGCAUACAAAACACGAGGAAUCGUUUUGAGAGCACUCGAUCCGAGGUGGAGUGUCUGAUGAGGAAGAUGAAGGAGAAUCCACAUGAACAUAAGAGCAUCAGCCAACACACAAUGGAGGGAUACCUCUUUGUGCAGGAGAAGCGUUCAUUUGUGUCAAGCUGGGUCAAGUACUACUGUACGUACCAUCGGGAGCCAAAGCGUGUCACUAUGGUUCUAUUUGACCCCAAAUCAGGUGGAAAAAUGGGUGAAGAAGAGACCUUCAUCCUUAAGUCCUGCACCAGGAGGAAGACAGACUCAAUUGAAAAACGGUUCUGCUUUGACGUGGAAGCUGUGGACAGGCCGGGAAUGAUCACCAUGCAAGCUUUAUCCGAGGAAGACCGCAGGUUGUGGAUGGAGGCCAUGGAUGGGAGAGAGCCGGUGUACAAUCUCAAUAGGGACAACCACACAGAAGGAAUGGCCCAGCUGGAUGUGAUCGGGUUCAACGUGAUGAAAAAAUUCAUUUAUGCAGUGGAGACUCGAGGUAUCGACGAGCAGGGCUUGUAUCGAAUCGUCGGCGUCAGCUCCCGCGUUCAGAAACUAUUGAACCUCGCUAUGGAUCCAAAAACGUGUGCUGAUGUGGAGCUAGAGAACCCAGAGUGGGAGAUUAAGACCAUCACCAGCGCUAUCAAGCACUAUCUCAGGAUGCUCCCCGGCCCUCUCAUGACAUAUCAGUACCAGAGGAGCUUCAUCAAGGCUGCCAAGUUGGACAACCCAGAAGCCAGAGUGAAAGAGAUCCAUGCUUUGGUGCACCGGUUGCCUGAGAAGAACAGGCAGAUGUUGGAGAUGCUCACCAAACAUCUAUCCAAUGUGGCCAAUCACCACCAGCAGAACCUGAUGACGGUCGCCAAUCUGGGCGUGGUUUUUGGCCCAACUCUCCUCCGCCCCCAGGAGGAGACGGUGGCGGCCAUAAUGGACAUCAAGUUCCAGAACAUCGUAGUGGAGAUCCUCAUUGAGCAUCAUGAGAGGAUAUUCAAGGACGUGCCGACUUCUUCUGGAGGUUCAACCAACAUGCAGGCCAACCUUUCAAGGAGGAGGAGCACCGACAGUAAAGCUCCGUCCUGCAGCGAACGACCUCUCACGCUCUUCCAGACACCAACACAUUCCCUCAAAGAUAAUAACUCCGUGUUGGCCGGGGAAGGUGAGAAGAGGGACAGUUUUGUAAUCACUGCGGCGGGCGAACAACAGCCGGCUGUCUUAUCGACCGGCAACUGCAACAGCAGCAGCAGCGGCGGCAGCAGCAGCAGCGGCAGCAGCAGCCAAGGUCGGACGCCCAGACACAGCCUGAUCAGCAACGACGGAGAACACAGCGCUCGGCAGAUCCGGCCCAGCUCACUGUUGAACCCCAAAAGUCGUUGCAGUAUACCAGCCUGUGCAUCAUCCUCCAGUCCAAACUCACCACGUUCUCCUUCCUGGCCCAUGUUCUCGGCGCCGUCCAGUCCUCAACCUAUAUCCUCAGCCUCUAGUGACUCCUCCCCAAUCAGUAGCUCAGGCAAGAGAGCUCGAGCGCUGUACGCGUGCAAGGCGGAGCACGACUCCGAACUGUCCUUCAUCGCGGGCACCAUCUUUGACAACGUUCACACCUCCAGAGAGCCGGGCUGGCUGGAAGGAACGUUGGAUGGUCGAAUAGGACUCAUACCGGAAAACUAUGUGGAGUUUUUAUAGUGCAGGGACCACACUGGACUGGAUUAAGACGCAAAACUGGACUGCAAAAGGAGGCAUACCCCCAAAAGACCUUAUCUAUUAGUGGGAUUUGACUUUGGCUGGGACUGGAUGGAGUGGAACGGCAUCCUGGUGUUGCACUGAAAGUGGAAAAAAAAAAAAAGCAAACAAAAAGGAUCCUCUUUGGUUCCAGCUGUUAUUGGAUUAGUUUGGAUGGCUUCCCAAGUCUUUGUGAAGAUGUCAUAAGCCUGGAAUGUGUGUGUGUGUGUGUGUGUGUGUGUGUGUUUGGGGGGGGGUGAUAUACUUUACGUCAGCUUGUUCUUCCUCCUUCCUGUCUUCUUGAAACUGCACUGUUGAUCAAGAUCUUCUCUCAGAAAUUGGGCAAUAUCCAGUGCCACCCCCCCCCCCAACCGCCCCCUCCUUGCUGUGUGACAAAGGGCGCUGGCGCAUGGCAGAGCAGCAGGAGGUCAUCAAUUUUUUCAAACAAGCGUCUUUUUUUUUUUUUUUUUAAGGAUUGGAAGCAAUCAUCUCUGCUGUGUGAAAGGGGGUAGUUCAUUUUUUUUUUUAAUAAUUUCUGUUUGAAAGGUUUUCUGUGACAAAAUGAAAAUAAUAAUAAUUAAUAGUCAUAUGUGCAUGUUUUACUUUUACAACUUGUAAUUUUACACACAAUAAAUAUUCCUAAAAAAAUACAUGUCCUUUUCAAAUAUAUUGACAUACAAUGAACACAUUUACAGCACAAUACUACUAAUAAGCUAUUUGUUAUUGUUAAUUAUUAUUAUUGUCACAGACAUCCUUCCAUAACGCUAAGAAUAUAUGAAGUUAACUUUGAAUUCUGUGUCAAAUGUCCCGAAUAAAGAAAUCCGAGCUGCUCUGCCACGUUGCCGUAUGAACCUGACCUUUGCCCUCCCAGGUUUUCAACCAGGAGCCUAAACACGAAAUGUCAAUGUGAAACGAGACUACUUUUUAUUUAUGAGACAUUCUUGAAGAUGUAAUCUGAAGGGAGGUGUUUUAUUUGACUUUAUAUGCUAAUUUUUAAUAAACACACCCUUUUUCUAUUUCUAUUCUUUGCAUAUUAACUUUCUUUACUCCAUCUUUGAUGUGUUUUGUUUAUUUACAGCCUUAAAAAAAAUCAUCUGAGAGGUUUUGUUGGAAUUUUGCAGAAUUAAAGAUUAAUGUUGCUGGAG
Molecule: messenger RNA, 3963 nt
Organism: Doryrhamphus excisus (bluestripe pipefish)
Lineage: Eukaryota; Metazoa; Chordata; Actinopteri; Syngnathiformes; Syngnathidae
Product: rho GTPase-activating protein 26-like
Biological process (GO): signal transduction
Cellular component (GO): cytoplasm
Molecular function (GO): GTPase activator activity; protein binding
Source: RefSeq, a predicted model, not a curated record